This is a messenger RNA of Pseudonaja textilis, 2604 nucleotides long. RefSeq names its product ankyrin repeat domain 1 (gene ANKRD1). NCBI's taxonomy places the organism in Eukaryota, Metazoa, Chordata, Lepidosauria, Squamata, Elapidae. The record is from RefSeq and is a predicted model, not a curated record. Gene Ontology annotation, biological process: regulation of transcription by RNA polymerase II. Gene Ontology annotation, molecular function: RNA polymerase II-specific DNA-binding transcription factor binding. Gene Ontology annotation, cellular component: nucleus.
UUGGAUUCCCAGGUUGGAAGAUUAUCUCACGCAGAAGAAGUUUUUGCAAAGAUAUAUAAACUAACAGAGCUUGGCGUGUCUCAGUCAAGUUGCCUUGGAGGGUAAAGGCAUCUUUCUUGAGAGGAAUACUCCACUGUACCAUCUGCUUUUGAUCAACCAACAGCCAUGAUGAUGAUGCUACUGGUAGAAGAUCUGAUGACAGGCAAAAAGACAGAAGGUAGAGAAACAGGGGAUUUCCUUCCGGAGGACUUCAAAGAUGGAGAAUAUGAAGCUACAGUAAGAUUAGAGAAACAAGAAGACCUGAAGACGGUCAUUGAUCCCUCAGUAACACAGCGCACUCUGACUUACCAAGAAGAGAAGGAGCUGCAAGCUGAGCUCAAGAAAAAGAAACUAGAGGCAAGAACCAAGCUUGACAAUUUGGAAGACCUUGAAAAAAUCAUCACUCUUAAGAAAAGGAAAAAAGUGAAGAAGGUCAAGGCUCCAGUGGAGAAGGAACCCAAGGAGGAAGUUAUAACAGGACCUGUGGAUGUUCCCACGUUUUUAAAAGCUGCCUUGGAGAACAAAAUGCCAGUGAUCGAAAAGUAUUUAGCAGACAAAGGAGACCCAGAUGCUUGUGAUGAGUACAGGCGUACAGCCUUGCACAGGGCAUGCUCACAAGGACAUCUGGAAAUUGUGGAAAAGUUAGUAGCAGCUGGGGCUCAACUUGAAUUCCAAGAUAUGCUCGAAUCAACGGCUAUUCAUUGGACGUGUCGAGGUGGAAAUGUAGAAGUCCUGAAAUUCCUCUUAAACAAAGGGAUAAACCGAAAUGCCAAAGACAAGUUGCUCAGCAGUCCUUUGCAUGUGGCAGUGAGGACAGGCCAGUAUGAAUGUGGAGAACAUCUCAUUGCAUGUGAAGCAGAUCUGAAUGCCAAAGACAGAGAAGGUGAUGCUCCAAUGCAUGAUGCAGUGAGAUUAAAUCGAUAUAAAAUGAUUCGACUCCUGAUUCUCUAUGGGGCUAACCUGAAUGUAAAGAACAUUGAAGGGAAAACUCCGAUGGAUCUUGUUCUACAGUGGCAAAAUGGCACCAAGGAAAUCUUCAACAACCUGAAGGAGAAUGCUUACAAGAAUUCUCCCAUAGACACGUUCUGAAAACCAGAUUGAAAGCUUCAGGGAAUGAUUGCUUCUUUGUAGAUGGCACAGUUAUCAGAGUGAAGAACAAUGUGAAGAACAGUUCCUGGAUACGUGAUGCCAUCUUUGCCUCAUCGAGCUAGUGUUUUUGCCUUUGGAAUAAGUCUGAGGACAAAAGGUUCAAAGGCAUGGCUUGAAUGUUACAAUUCCACUGGUUUCAAGGUUUCCUUUUUUUUUAAAUUAAUUCCUAUUUAUAUCUUGUAUUCCAUUAUUCCCUUUUUCUUGGAUGACGUUUCUUUGGCUGUUGUUUCUCUGGUGAUCUUUCAAAACGUCCUGUUGAUACUAGAGUUGUAGAAGGUUGCUGAGGUGAUAAUCAGCCAAAAGCAUUUAUACAAGACAAUCACGUUUCUGAAUGUAUUAGCAGCUUCACAAGCUUCUCUCCUCCCAACUUAACCCCAACAUAAUUAAUUUUUAGGUGUCACCCAAAAUUUCUGCUGAAUUGUUAUUAUCAGAGUAAACUGUUAAAAGCCAAAGAAUGGGGGCAGGGGAACAGAGGUAUGGAAAGCAACGACAUUAGAAAGGAACAGCGGAAGUAGAAUGAAAAAAGGAACAGAUCUGGGUUAUUUUAAAGUUUAUUAAGAGUAGACCAGUUUUACUCAAAAUAGCGGACAAUGAACUAUAAAGUUCAAAGUGGAAUGUUACAUAAAGGAAGGUGUUGAAGUGAAGUAGAAGAAAAUGCAAUUAUUUUUACAUGCUAGGUAAUGGAAGAAAAGUUAUGUAUAUUUGUAGGGCUUUUUAUGUACAUUUUGUAUUAAAUUCCCUUUAAGAUUUAAAAUAAGAGAAUGGUUUGUUCUGCCUGAAUACUUUAUUUGUCUGAAGAUUGUUAUGUUCCAUCAGCUAACAAAAAAAUGCUGGCCAAUUCUCAGAUAAGUGUUAGAGGUUAUAAAUAAACUAUGAAAAAACUUUACCUUCUCAAAUCAGAUGGCCAACGGUCAAAAUUAUUGACACUGACUAGAUCAAUAUUUUGCACCAAACUAUGAUACCAUUUGUUUAGCUCUGGCUUAGUAUUUGAGGUAAAUUGUGGUACUAUACCAUCAUUACUGGCUUAAGAACAUGAACAAAGCCAAUAGUCAUACAUUCAUAAAGUUUAAGUAAACCAUGGCUAGCCACCAUGAGAGGCUACUAAAUACUGCAGAGUGUAAUUAUGAGUGGUAAAAACCCACAGCAGUUUUGAAUGAGUGCUGAAUGAAAGCAGGGUGAAUACACGAUGAGUGACUAGUAACCAGUGUGAAAGCAGCAGGUUGAGAUGGUUUGGCCAUAUAGAAAGAAUGAAUUGCAUUUGAAUGAAUGUGUAAGUUGAGGUGAAGACCAAUAAAAGGAGCCGUGGCAGCAGGUUAGAAUGCUGUAUUACAGGCUAAUUCUGCUGACUGCAAGCAGUUCAAUUCUAACUGGCUCCAGGUUGACUCAGCCUUCCAGCCUUCUGAGGUUGGUAAAAUG